ACGCACUAUUGAUUCACUAUUAUGACGCACUACUUAUUUAUUGCCUUCGGUCAUUAUUCACAAGGAGCAACAACUCUUCAAGGAAGCUCAUUCUAAGAAGAAAAUUAAAAGAGAACUUAAACACGACAAUCUGGAGUCAAAUUUUCAGUAGAAAUAAUAGAAAGCCUGUGGAAUUCUGGAACAGCAUCAUGGUGUAAAGAGAGGUACUCACAAUAAAGACACUUCCCAAGAGUUCUUCAACUACAAGACUACAGUUCAUCAUGGACAUUUUUGGUGGGGCACCUCGUUUCUUGGGCUACCCUCGUCCUGUUGUGGCCCAGGCUGGUGCAGAUGCCACGCUCUGCUGCCAAAUUGUUGGUGACCCUCGUCCCGAUGUGAUCUGGGAACGCAAGAAUGUCCAGAUUGUGUCUGAGGGACGCUACAAGCUGGCAGAAGAGGGAAAAGUGUACAUGUUGACCAUCACACGUGUAAGCGAGGAGGAUGCUGGUCAGUACAUCUGUAAAGCAAGAAACAGUGUUGGUGAAACAUACGCAGCAGCUUCUCUCAAAGUGGACGGUGAACAGCAUGGGUAUAAAGAAACCAAUGGAGUUGCGUCUAUCCUGAACAGUCCCUGUGUGAAUGGAGAAUCGAGCAAAGAGAACGGAGCGCAGCUGAAUGGCAGUGUAAAAGGGAUAGAUGCAGGUUCUGAUGAUAGACCUCGAUUCCUCAUCAAGCCCCUGUCUUUGCGUGUAGACAGCGGUGAAGACGUUGCAUUUUCAUGCAAGAUUUGGGGAACCCCUGUCCCCGAUGUGAUUUGGGAGAAAGAUGGCAAAAAACUUCAUGACAUCUUUGAGAGCGCCCACUACAAUGUGACGCAGCAGGAUGGUGGCUGGUUUCAGCUCAAGAUCUACAGGACACGAAUGCCGGACAAGGGAGUCUAUACCUGCAAGGCUGUCAAUCAACAUGGUGACGCCUUGGCAGGAGCUGUGCUCCUUGUGGAGCCAGUGAUAGAGCGAGAAAGCAGUAAGAUCUCAUACAACAGCAUCUCCACCAACCAGCGAUCACCAAAGGGAAGGAGCAGCAGGUACAGCGUGACUAAGCUAACAGAGGACCCGCUAGUCAACACGUCAAAAGUAAAAAAGUUUGCUGUGGCAGAAGGGAAGCACGCCAAGUUCCGCUGCUUUGUCACUGGAAAACCGAAGCCAGAGAUUGUGUGGAAAAAAGAUGGGACACCACUUGAAACAGGGAGGAGGAUUCUGAUAUUCGAGGACAGGGAAGGCUAUUAUACGCUGAAGGUUCUGUACUGUAAGGUGCAAGACACCGGCCUGUAUGUAUGCGCAGCAUCCAAUGCCUUGGGGAACACUCUGAGUGCUGUUCACCUGUCUGUCAAAGGUCCAACAGUGCGGUUCAGAUAUCCACUAAAAGAUGUGGAGGUGAGAGAAAGAGAUGUUGCUGUACUUGAAUGUGAAGUUCCUCACGAGUCUGUGCCGGCUGCUUGGUACUUGGAAGAUCAACGUCUAAUGCCCAGCAGUAAAUAUAGAAUGGAGCAGAAGGGCACAAAGCGGAGACUCACCAUCCAGGACGUGGGAACUGAUGAUGAUGGAGUGUAUCUUUGUGAGAUGGCAGAUGGAGCAAAGAGCAUAGCUGAGCUUACAGUUAAAGGCACUGUCAUUUGCAAACUUCCUCGGAAGCUGGAGGUCCUGGAGGGUGAGAACGCUGUAUUCUGCGUAGAAGUGGAGGACGAGGAUAUAGAUGUGAACUGGUUCAAAGACGGUUUGAAACUUGUCGAGACACAUCAGACCAUCCUCAAAUCGUUUGGAAAGACUCACAUCCUGGUUUUUGUAAACGUGUCCUACCAUGACUCUGGAUUCGUGACCUUUGUUGCUGGGCGAUCCAAAUGCUCUUCUCGUCUCAAAGUUAAAGCUACAAGACACUGCCCUCCUAUCUGUCCAACUGAAGUCAAAAUGGAUGUGGAUCGUCCCAACAGUGUGCUGCUCACUUGGGUCCCUGCCGCAAACAGCUCGAUUACUACUCGCAAAAUCUUUGUGGUGGAGAGGCAGGUAAUAGGCUCUCAGGACUGGCAGAAAUGUUUCACCUCUGAAACUGCCACCUCAGCUGAGGUCAGCGGAGAUGACAUGCUGUGUGAGGGGGACUACCGUUUCAGAGUUUGCUGCAUCAACAAAUAUGGCCGCAGUGGACACGUGGAGUUCCCUAACGUGGUCCAUCUUGUCCCUGGGGCAAAAAUUUCCAAUCGCCUCAAAGGCUGUGAGGUGACAGAGGGAGAAGACGCUUGCUUUUCCAUCCAGCUGUCAACGGCAAUGGUGGGAACAUGGUUCUUGAACAGCGCCCAGCUGCAACAUGGUGGUCGAUUCUCAAUCCAGCAUUCCCAAACUCAACACUCCUUGAUCAUCCAUGAAACCCACUCUGCUGAAAACUCAGCUGAAAUCACAUUCAUUGCCAACGGAGUUCGUGACUCAGCCGUACUCAAAGUGAAACCUGCUGUGGUUAAAUUCAACCCUCUCUCAGAAACUGACAGCAACAAGUUUGCAGACACCGGUGAUGUGAUUGUGCUCUACUGUGAGCUGUCGCAUGCAUUUGCCAAAGUGUCGUGGUUUAAAGACGGCUGGGAACUUAAGGCAGAGGAUGGCAUAAAGAUCCAGUCAGACGGGAACAUGAGGCGUGUUGUUAUUCAAGCUGCAGAGCAGCGCCACUCAGGGAUUUAUGCAUGUAAAACGGAGGAGGAUGUCAUCAACUUCAAUGUAAACGUUGCAGGUCCCCCUGUGAAGUUCAGUCCUGUCCCAGAGGAAGAGCUGCAGAAGAGCUGUAUUGAACUGGAUCCAGUGGUGUUGGUCUGCCAUGUUUCAAGCAAGGAUGCUGCAGUUGUUUGGUACAAAGACACGACUGAGAUGAGGCCAAAUGACAACAUCACUCUACAGGAAGAGGGAACCAUGAGGAGAUUGAUCAUCCGUUCUGCUGAAGCAGUUGAUGCUGGAAGUUAUACCUGUCAAGCAGGAAACAACAGCAUACAAUUCACAGUAACUGUUAAAGAGCCUCCAGUGAUGAUUGCUGAUCCAAAAGACGACGUUGUCAUGGAGCACUACAUUUUAGAGGACGUUCACCUUCAGUGUGAACUGUCCCGCUCCAGUGGGAAGGUUCAGUGGUUCAAGGAUGGUCAGGAAGUGGAAGAGAGUAGCAGAGUCCAGCUGGGAUCCGAGGGUCCGUACAGACGGCUGACCAUCUACCACAGUGAAGUAGAAGACAGUGGGGAGUAUAUCUGUGAAACCACUGGCGACUCAGUAUUUUUCCAGGUUAAGAUUACAGAACCACCUGUACGGAUUGUCUCACCGAGUGAAUCUGUGCUGGAGCUGAACCAUCUUGCAGCCACAAGACUGGAAUUGAACUGCAAAAUAUCUGAUGCCAAUGCCCACGUGCGAUGGUACAAAGACGGUCUCGAAGUAGAAGAAGAUCAUAACCUCAUUCUGGAAGUGGACGGGGCCAAAAGACAUUUAGUGAUACCCCUGGCCACUGUGGAGGACACAGGGGAGUACAUCUGUGACACAGAUAAUGACUCUGUGACCUUCCUUGUUACAGUAACAGAGCCACCAGUGACACUUUCUCGUCCCAAAAGCUCAGCAGACAAACUAGAAUGCAUUGUGGGAGAACCAAUUGUUUUGGAGAUUGAAGUGUCUCGAACAGAUGGGACUGUUCAGUGGUUGCUUGAUGGGAUCGAGAUUACGGAGAGCAGAAACGUGGCCAUUACAGAAGAUGGAUUUACCAGACGUCUGACCAUCAAUUCGCCUACCCCCGUGGACUCUGGAAAAUAUACCUGUAAUGCUGUGGAUGACAGAAUUGAUUUCACGGUCAAAGUUUCAGAGCCAGCAGUCAAAAUCCUGAAAAAGGCGGAACUGAAAAGAGAACUCGAGUCAAAAGUUGCCGAUGACAUUGUACUGGAGUGCGAACUUUCCAGAGCCAAUGCCGUCACUCAAUGGUACAAGAAUGGCAGUCGGAUUGAAAAUGAUGAAAGGCUUUGUGAGGAACAGGAAGGAGCUUUCCGUUCACUCGUCAUCCUGAAUGCUGAAUUAGGAGACUCCGGAGAAUAUUUACUUGACGCUGUGGACGAUAUUAUUAGCUUCCAUGUCACAGUUCAAGAGCCUCCAGUGGCUAUCGUGGGUAACUCCAAUGAUGCAGAUUACCAGGAGAUGAUGGCAGGAGAGGACCUAAUUCUAGCCUGUGAGGUGUCCAGAGCCAAUGCCCCGGUCCAGUGGUUUUGUAAUGACAGGCUUCUAGUCAACGACUCCCGCACCUCAAUUGAAUGCUCUGGCACUCUGAGGAAAAUCAUCAUCUCAGAUGUCCAGCCCCCGGAUUCUGGGAAGUAUGUGUGUGACGCAGUGGAUGACCAGAUGAUUAGUGUUAUUCGGAUUCAAGAGUCUCCAGUCACAUUCAUAAACAAAGAUGAUGACAUUGUUGUCACUGGCUAUGAAGCAGAAAGCAUAACAUUGACCAGCUUUGUGUCUAAGGAGGGUGCUUUAGUGCGCUGGCUGAAAGACUGGACCCCAGUUGGAGGAGACCGCUUUAAGGUGCUCAUGGAGGCUCACCAGCGCACUCUCACUAUAGACCCCCUUCGGCGCUCUGAUGCUGGAGAAUACACGUGUGACGUCAACACUGACCAAAUACACUUCAGCCUGCUGGUUAAAGAAAUGAGGAUAAAAUUUGUGACUCCACUCAGAGAUACUGUGGCUCAUGCUGAUGGGAUUGUCACACUUCGGUGUGAAGUGUGCAAAUCCAAAGCAGAUGUCCAAUGGAUGAGGAAUGGUGUGGAAAUUUUACCAAACAGGAGGUUUACAAUCAGGGCAGAUGGAGUUGAACGCAGUUUGACCAUUCAUCGUUUGACGAGUGAGGAUACUGGAGAGUACAUGUGCCAGUCCAGAGAUGACAGAACCGUUGCAAAACUUCAAGUUGAGAUGCCUCGGGUAGUGGAGUUCCUCACCGAACUCCACAGCACCACAGUUUUGGAAGGAGAGGAUGCCACCUUCAAAUGUGUGGUUUCCCCGGAGGAUAUCCAGCUCAUCUGGCUCAUGGACAAUGAGGUGAUCAACCUGGGAGACCGUUUCCAUGCAUCGCAAAAUGGCUUGUGCCACACUUUAGUGAUUCAGAAGUGUCAGAUGUUGGACUGUUCCAGAAUUACAGCUGAGGCAGAAGGUACAAAGAGCAAGGCAAACCUUAAAGUUCAGGAGGCUCAGGUGAUGUUCAUCAAGAAAAUGGAGGCUGUCAUGGCUGAAGAGUUUGGAGAAGCCACCUUGGAGACUGAGAUCAGCCUUGAGACAGGAGAGGUUCAGUGGAUGAGACAGAGUGUUGUCAUCCAGCCAAGUCUGAGACAUACACUGACCCAAAAUGGUUGUAAACGUAGUUUAACAAUCAGCAAUCUCACGCUGUCGGACAGAGGAACAUAUCGAUGUGAGACACUGCAUGACAGGACACAAGUGAAGUUGAACGUGGAGCCACGCAAAAUCUCCAUCCGAAAAGGCCUGAGUAAUCAAGAGACCUUUGAACGAGAGACUGCGUCUUUUGAGGUAGAGCUGUCUCAUACUGACGUGGAGGGUGUGUGGCAGAAAGACGGCAUCAGAGUGAAGCCAAACCACCAGUGGAGGGUGAGCGCCAAUGGUCUAACCCACGGACUUACUCUGUCAAACCUCACGUUGGAGGACACAGGCACCAUUGUGUUUUCAGCUGAAGGGGUGCGGACCUCUGCCAGACUCACAGUCAAAGAGACGCCAGUAUCUCUGUUGAAAGAACAGGCUGACAUUCGUGUUGAGGAAGAUUUACCUGUCACUCUGGAAUGUGAAUUCUCCCGCCAAAAUGUUGACGUCAGGUGGUUUAAGAAUGGGGCCGAGCUGAAGCCGGGCAAGAACUGUCGGAUAUACUCAAUGGGCCGAAAGCGCUUCUGUCAGAUCCUGCAGUGUUCACGUAUCGACUCUGGAAUUUACUCUUGUUGUUGCGGAGAGAUCAAGUCAUGCUGUACUCUGGAGGUCUACGAGCACAAGCUUAAGGUCGUGCGGGACCUGGAGGACCUCUACAUCAAGGAGGACCAGAAUGCUGUCUUCAUGUGUGAGCUGUCUCUUGAGGAUGUGACAGGCGAGUGGUACAGGGACGGUCACAGGAUUCGGCCCACAAGCACCAUCAAGAUCCGAACUGAAGGCACCAAACACUUCCUUCUCAUGUGCAACAUCAAAGCUGCAGAUGCAGGUGAAGUUCGUUUUGUCGCUCGAGACGUUGAGUCUGCAGCAUACCUGGAGGUUGAAGAACUGCCAGUGUCCAUCAUAAAGCCCCUGCGCGACCGAACAGCCCUGGAGAAACAUCGUGUCAUCCUGGAGUGCACGGUCUCCUCCCCUCAAUGCGCUGCCACCUGGUACAAAGAGGGGGAGGAGCUGGAGACUUCAAACCAGGUUGAGAUCCUGGUGGAUGACUGCACACAUAAGCUGGUGAUCAAGCAGGUUGAACUGGAAGAUGAGGGCACCUACAGCAUUGAGGUUGGAGAGCAUAUAUCUAAAGCCAAACUCUUGGUGGAAGCCCAGGCCCUGCUGAUGGUCUCAGACCUUGAGGACGUGGAGGUGAAGGAGAAUGAGUCUGCGACAUUUCAGUGCAAGUUGUCCGUCCCUGUGGACAAACCGCCUGUGUGGACUUUGAAUGGCACGAGCCUGCAGUCGGGGCCCGGUGUGCGUCUAGAGAACCAAGGCACCGUGCAUCGACUCAUCCUGAGAAACACCCGCGUGGACAUGAGCGGCGCGGUGAGAUUCACUGUGGGGAAGGCCAGGAGCAGCGCCAUGCUCACUGUUGUGUGAGAAGGAGUGAGGAAGGACGAGAAACAAAGUGAUAAACAACCUUUUGGACUAAGUUCAAGUCUCCUUUUAAUGAACGAAGUGGACAUUCAGUCUGUUAUUCUAAUUAAACUAUAUUGCUGAAACAACCAGAGAAAAAUCCGACACACACUGUUUGUCUCUUGUUCAUGAAGAGUGUAAUUUCUGGGCCAGUUUGUCUAGCUGAAACAAAUAGAUUCCAUUCAUUAAAAAGUAUGAAUUUAGAAUU
This is a messenger RNA of Synchiropus splendidus (mandarinfish), 7062 nucleotides long. It is a transcript of the gene obsl1a, whose product is annotated as obscurin like cytoskeletal adaptor 1a. NCBI's taxonomy places the organism in Eukaryota, Metazoa, Chordata, Actinopteri, Syngnathiformes, Callionymidae. The transcript has 25 exons. The record is from RefSeq and is a predicted model, not a curated record. Gene Ontology annotation, molecular function: protein binding. The coding region runs from base 261 to 6818 and encodes 2185 amino acids.